Zea mays is the source of this 905-nucleotide messenger RNA. RefSeq names its product Cysteine/Histidine-rich C1 domain family protein. NCBI's taxonomy places the organism in Eukaryota, Viridiplantae, Streptophyta, Magnoliopsida, Poales, Poaceae. The transcript has a single exon. The record is from RefSeq and is marked predicted. Bases 17 to 754 code for a protein of 245 amino acids.
GCUAGAUAAGACAACCAUGAAGAUGCACGAGGUCGAGGAGCCUCCAGCGGAGAUCACCCGCGACGCCCACCCGGCGCACGCGCUGAGGCUGGUGGCCACCGACGACGGCGCGCCGUUCCGGUGCGACGGGUGCAAGGAGCCCGGCAGCGGCCAGGGGCGGCGGUACAGGUGCGGCCACGGCUGCGACUUCGACCUGCACGUGGCCUGCGCGCUGGCGGGGCCGACUCUGAGGCACCCCCUCUUCGGCGAGGGCCUCGAGUUCCAGCUCCUCCCGGAGGCGCCGCCGCCCGUCGACAAGACGUUCUGCGACGCCUGCGGCCUGCGGGCGCCCGGCCUCGUCUACCACUGCUUCGACAGGGACCUGGACCUCCACCCGACCUGCGCCGCGCUGAAGCCGGAGAGCGCCUUCCCGGGCGGCCACCUGGCCCAGCUCGGCUGGGAGGCCGCCGAGCACCGCUGCGUCGCCUGCGACGCCGCCGCCGCCGCCGCCGGCAAGAGGUUCUGGGCGUACCGCUGGGCCUACGGCGGCACGCACGGGUACCUGCACGUGGCGUGCAUGAAGAAGAUCGCCUUUCAGAGCUGGGAACAGGCCUACCAGGCCAGCGUCGUCGGCGGCGGCCUCGUGGAGGCGAGCGUGCCGACGAUGACAGCCGUGCUGCACAGGAAGCGCACCGACGAAAUUACGGGCGGCGUUAAGAUUAUCGACACCGGCAUACGCGGGCAGUACCUUUCCAGUUCAACUUGGGGUACUUAAAUAAUUGGUACUAUCGCUCUAGUUUAUUACACCCAAAAUACUGCUGGCACAUAAGAGGGCUAGCUGCCUAGCUAUAGUGCCGGCCUGUGAAUCAAGCCAACGACUUUGUGUACCGUUGCCACCUCAGCUGUGUUUAAUAAUUGGGUUUUUU